Saimiri boliviensis boliviensis (Bolivian squirrel monkey) is the source of this 3057-nucleotide messenger RNA. It is a transcript of the gene POLR3E, whose product is annotated as RNA polymerase III subunit E. The record is from RefSeq and is a predicted model, not a curated record. Gene Ontology annotation, cellular component: nucleus; RNA polymerase III complex. Lineage: Eukaryota; Metazoa; Chordata; Mammalia; Primates; Cebidae. Gene Ontology annotation, biological process: tRNA transcription by RNA polymerase III.
AUUGUGGGUAAAAGGAAGCGCUGGGGCCGGCCUGCUCCCCCCACGUGUCCGCCGGAGUUUCUCCACCAGCAACAUGGCCGCCGCCUGAGAGGAUAGCCGGGCCGCCGCCGCCUCUGCAGCCCGCGGGUACCUGGGCCGUUGCCGCCGUCCGCGCGGCCCCGCGGAGAGAUCGAGCUCAAGGACCGCACGGCUGGCUCUCCCCUAGUAUGGCCAAUGAAGAGGAUGACCCAGUCAUACAGGAGAUCGACGUGUACUUGGCCAAGAGUCUGGCAGAAAAGCUGUAUCUGUUUCAGUAUCCUGUGCGUCCAGCCUCGAUGACCUAUGAUGACAUUCCACACCUCUCAGCCAAGAUCAAGCCCAAGCAGCAGAAGGUAGAGCUUGAGAUGGCCAUCGACACCCUGAACCCCAACUAUUGCCGCAGCAAAGGGGAGCAGAUUGCGCUGAACGUGGACGGGGCCUGCGCAGAUGAGACCAGCACGUACUCCUCGAAGCUGAUGGACAAACAGACCUUCUGCUCUUCCCAGACCACCAGUAACACAUCCCGUUACGCCGCUGCACUCUACAGGCAAGGUGAGCUCCACCUGACACCUUUACAUGGCAUCCUGCAGCUGCGGCCCAGCUUCUCCUACCUGGAUAAGGCGGACGCCAAGCACCGGGAGAGGGAGGCAGCCAACGAGGCAGGGGACUCUUCACAGGAUGAGGCGGAAGACGAUGUUAAGCAGAUCACGGUGCGGUUCUCCCGGCCCGAGUCCGAGCAGGCCCGCCAGCGCCGCGUGCAGUCCUAUGAGUUCCUGCAGAAGAAGCAUGCAGAGGAGGCCUGGGUCCACCUGCAUUAUUAUGGCCUGAAGGACAGCCGCUCUGAGCACGAGCGCCAGUACCUGCUAUGCCCAGGCUCGAGUGGGGUGGAGAACACAGAGCUUGUCAAGUCACCCAGUGAGUACCUGUUGAUGCUGAUGCCGCCCAGCCAGGAGGAGGAGAAAGACAAGCCUGUGGCCCCCAGCAACGUCCUGUCCAUGGCCCAGCUGCGCACGCUGCCCCUGGCCGAUCAGAUCAAGAUCCUGAUGAAGAACGUGAAGGUCAUGCCUUUUGCCAACUUGAUGAGCCUCCUGGGCCCCUCCAUCGAUUCUGUGGCUGUUCUGCGGGGCAUCCAGAAGGUGGCGAUGUUGGUCCAAGGGAACUGGGUUGUGAAGAGUGACAUCCUGUACCCCAAGGACUCAUCUAGCCCUCACAGCGGCGUGCCCGCCGAGGUGCUCUGCAGGGGCCGAGACUUCGUUAUGUGGAAGUUCACGCAGAGCCGCUGGGUGGUUAGGAAGGAGGUGGCAACAGUGACCAAACUCUGCGCCGAGGACGUGAAGGACUUCCUGGAGCACAUGGCCGUGGUGAGGAUCAACAAAGGCUGGGAGUUCAUUCUGCCUUAUGACGGGGAGUUCAUCAAAAAGCACCCGGAUGUGGUCCAGCGGCAGCACAUGCUGUGGACGGGUAUCCAGGCCAAACUGGAAAAAGUCUAUAAUCUUGUAAAGGAAACCAUGCCAAAGAAGCCGGAUGCACAAUCAGCCCCACUGUCCCCUGCAGGGCCUGCCGGGCUGGUCUCUGGGGACCAGCGGAUCCAAGUAGCCAAAACCAAGGCCCAGCAGAACCACGUGUUGCUGGAGCGGGAGCUGCAACGGCGGAAGGAGCAGCUGCGGGCGCCUGCGGUCCCGCCUGGUGUGCGGAUCAAGGAGGAGCCAGUGAGCGAGGAGGGCGAGGACAACGACGACGAGGAGGAGGAGCCCAUGGACACUUCCCCCAGCGGUGGCCUCCACAGUAGGCUGGCCAACGGGCUGCCUCCUGGGCGGGCUGUGGGCACGGACAGCUUCAACGGGCAUCCGCCCCCGGGCUGUGCUAGCACCCCCGUGGCCCGGGAACUGAGGGCCUUUGUGGAGGCCACCUUUCAGAGACAGUUUGUGCUCACGCUGAGCGAACUCAAGCGCCUCUUCAACCUGCACUUAGCCAGCCUGCCCCCUGGCCACACGCUCUUCAGCGGCAUCUCGGACCGCAUGCUGCAGGACACGGUGCUGGCCGCUGGUUGCAAGCAGAUACUGGUGCCUUUUCCCCCACAGACUGCUGCUUCCCCGGAUGAGCAGAAAGUGUUUGCCCUCUGGGAGUCUGGAGAUAUGAGCGAUCAGCAUCGACAGGUUUUGCUUGAAAUUUUUUCCAAAAAUUACCGAGUACGCCGAAACAUGAUCCAGUCUCGGUUGACUCAAGAGUGUGGAGAAGAUCUCAGUAAACAGGAGGUGGAUAAAGUACUGAAGGACUGCUGUGUAAGCUAUGGUGGCAUGUGGUACCUUAAAGGGACAGUACAGUCUUGACAGUAGUAGCAAACCACUAAUGCAGCAAAUCCAAGCCCAAGGAAGAAGGGCGGAACCAGUAGAGCCUCGACUUGCUUCAGACAACAGAGCAAGAGGAACUGACCAUCUCAUGUGCAGUGGACAGAAGGGAUCAUCCUCAGCCAGUGGCAGGCUCGGUUAGAUCACUCCUGGAAGAGACCAGCUGGGACCUUCUUUGCAGUACAAUUUGAAAUUCCUGAUGUAUUUUGCUUAUUACUUGGUUUCAUUCUCAUAAUAAAGAGAGUGUAUACUGACAUGGGCAGGAUGAUAAAAAUCAUGGUUUAAGAUUUUUUUUUUGGUAAACUUAAUGCCAACAAGGUCUAAGUUAUGUUUACAACAUGAAGAAAACCUCAAACGUUUUUAAUUUUUAAAAUGCCUAGAAGACAAUAUUUAGUCUUGGAUUAUCUAAGACCUCCACUGAUUUCAUUAGACCAAAUUGAAUUGCUCUACUGUUGGGAUUCUGUGGCCACUUUACCUUUGACAACAACCUACUUUAUGUAGCAGUCUCAACUGUUUACACGAACCAUAGCAAAAAAAAAUUAGAAUCAAAUCCAUCUCCUCUUAAUGUUUGCAGAAAGAUGCAAACAAAACCAGGUAAGUAUGGAACAAUGUGUAAGUGAGGUUAUCACACUUUGAUGUAAAAAUUUCUAUUUUGUGUAUUUUUAAAAUAAAUGCUAACACUAAACUAGCA